Molecule: messenger RNA, 507 nt
Organism: Scomber japonicus (chub mackerel)
Lineage: Eukaryota; Metazoa; Chordata; Actinopteri; Scombriformes; Scombridae
Product: ribonuclease inhibitor-like
Exons: 5
Coding region: 1-507 (168 amino acids)
Molecular function (GO): protein binding
Source: RefSeq, a predicted model, not a curated record
AUGUCAGAGGAGGUUCUGGAUGAGUUUAACCUGGAGGACCUUUAUGACUGUGGACUCUCAGAGACUCACUGUGAAGUUUUGGCCUCAGCUCUGAAGUCCAACCCUCAUCUGACACAUCUGGACCUGACUAACAACAAACUGUCUGAUUCAUCAGUGAAGCGUCUGUCUGCUGGACUGGAGAGUCCAAACUGUGGACUGAAGACUCUGAUACUUGUUGACUGUGGAGUCUCAGAGACUCACUGUGAAGUUUUGGCCUCAGCUCUGAAGUCCAACCCUCAUCUGACACAUCUGGACCUGAGCUGGAACAAACUGUCUGAUUCAUCAGUGAAGCGUCUGUCUGCUGGACUGGAGAGUCCAAACUGUAGACUGGAGACUCUGAUAUUGUUUGGCUGCAGUUUGUCAAAGAUCAGCUGUGAUUAUCUGGCCUCAGCUCUGAAGGCCAACCCCUCCCAUCUGAGAGAGCUGAAUCUGAGCUACAACAGCCUGCAGGAUUCAGACAUGAACUGA